This is a messenger RNA of Jatropha curcas, 705 nucleotides long. Its product is annotated as B12D protein. Lineage: Eukaryota; Viridiplantae; Streptophyta; Magnoliopsida; Malpighiales; Euphorbiaceae. The record is from RefSeq and is a predicted model, not a curated record.
AGUCAAGAUAAAGUCUCCUUUGUUUUUACUCGUUUCAAUUUCUCAUUUCUUCCUCUUUCCGUCUUUCCCUUGCAGAGAAAAGCUCAAAAUCUUCUUUCGUCUUUCCUCCGAUACGUCCUGUUGGUGACUUCAAAUGGCGGGCAGUCGAUGGCUUAGGCCUGAGGUCUAUCCUCUUUUUGCGGCCGUCGGAGUUGCCGUCGGGAUCUGCGGGUUCCAGCUGGUCCGCAACAUCUGCAUCAACCCUGAAGUCAGGGUUAGCAAGCAGACCAGGGCUGCCGGAGUUUUGGACAACUUUGAGGAGGGAGAAAAAUACUCUCAACAUUUUCUACGGAAAUAUGUUCGCAACAGGGCCCCUGAAAUAAUGCCAUCCCUCAACAGCUUCUUCACAGACCCCAAAUGAAAAGUGAUGACAGGCGCUUGAUGUUCUAAACUAUAAAGAAAAUUUGAGAUACAGUUCAUUGUGGCUGUUUUUGUGACAGAAGUUCGUGUAACAUCUUGGGUUGAACGAGUGUUUUUGAACUGAAAAUAAACUCUGGAUGGAUUUAUGAUAAGCUCAAGCUUUGUCGAACCUUGAAUUAAUUGAGACAGCAUCAUUGAAUCCUUUUUUCUUUUUAUAUGUUUCGAUGUUGUAUGAAAGCUGCAACAUUUGUUAAUAUUGAAGUGCAAUGUUUAAUUAAGUUUGAACAGUUGAAGCUGUUUAUAAGA